CCCAACUAUAGUUGGGACCGAUACUACAUAUCAGCUAAAACCCGCUCCAGGGAUUUGAAACUGCAGAGAGUGCAGAAGCCACUCAUCAAAGGGAUUACAGCCCUGGCUCAAUCUUGUACUGGCACACUGACUGCCGAACAGGAGGAUGGCUACGCAUUGCUGGCAUCAGCCAAUGUUGAACUUAAAAGUUUGCGAAAAGAGCUCAUCCGACCUGACAUGAACCAAAAAUAUGCUCACUUAUGCAAGCCGUCCACAAAAGUGACCCAAUUGCUAUUUGGUGACGACUUGGGGAAACAGGUUAAAGAACUCCAAGAGGAGCAGAAAGCCACACUUGGCGUGAUGCGCUUCACAGGACAACAACGAAGGGGGUUUCAACCCUACCAUCCCUACAGCCCCUGAAAACAGACGCUUUCAGGCUGCAGGCUGGAAAACCAGUGGCAGUGCCAGUGCCCUUUUUUUAGGGGGAAACGUCAAUGCCAUGAAAAUGCGACAAAACUUUCAACACCACCGUCGUCCAUUCGGACCUGCGGCUCACAAUCAGCGAAGGACCCAGUCAGUCCGAACCUCAAACAUGUAAAGAAGACGUCCUAAGUGACACAAGACCUACUGCAAUGGAGACUGUCCGGCGAUCCUUCGAAGGCAGAGGAAUUCCAGAGGCAGCUACCAACAUCAUCAUGUCAUCCUGGCGACAAUCCACCCAGAAACAGUACAGUGGAUUCAUCGAACGCUGGAUUGACUUUUGCAGUAAGAGGGCGACAAAUCCUAUGCACACCAAUGCCGUCCACAUUGUUACAUAUUUAACUGAACUUUUUAAUGUUGGGCUUAGUUACAACUCGUUAAAUGUUGCACGUAGUGCUCUUUCAUCGUUCGUUGUUUUAGAGGGUGAUUCUGCUGUUGGAAAUCACCCCUUGAUCAGCCGUUUUCUUAAAGGUGCAUACACACAAAGGCCCCCUGCACCAAGAUACAGUUCAAUUUGGGAUGUUCAAGUUGUAUUUGACUAUCUGCACCGACUGUCUCCAGCCGGCACACUGUCCCUCAAAGACCUGACCCUCAAGUUGGCAAUGCUGAUUGGUUACAGCACAGAGAAGAAAGACUCUGCACAAACUACGUCUGGACAUGGUGCAGCUUAAACACGACGUGGUUAUUUCACCAUUGCCGAUCUGUUAAAGCAAAGUCGCCCUGGCAAUACUGGACUGGUGGUCACCUUGAAAGCAUAUCCACCAGACAGGCGUUUGUGUGUUCACACCUACCUAAAACAGUAUCUUGCUCGGACUGAACACCUACGACGCAAGGAUUCUAGGAACAUACCACAGAGCAACAGCUUUUCAUCAGUUUCAAACUCCCCCAUGCUGCUGUUGGCAAGGACACCGUUGCUCGAUGGUUGAACACAGUUGCUGCUCCAAGCAGGAGUCGAUACAUCACAAUUCAAGGCACACUCGACACGAGCAGCGGCAACGUCAGCUGCUCAUAAAUUGGGAGUGCCAAUUUCAGACAUUUUGAAAACUGCAGGGUGGGCGACAGAAACCACCUUUCAAAAGUACUAUAACAAACCUGUGCAGGCCACUCCAGAAAUGGCACACAGCCUGCUUUCCAGUUACGAUCCAAUUUAAGAGGAAAGUCAUGCAUUCGUGCUGGAUUGAAUACAGUCAUGAGUUUUAUUAACAGUUGUUUUUGAACAAAUUUGUUGUUUCCCUAAAAAAUUACAAAAGGGAGCACCCAAUGGUGAGCUGUUGUGCUCACAUUUUCAGAUAAUAUGGAGUUUUCAGGUAUUUGCCAAGUUUAUUAACAUAAGACACAUACAGUGUAUAUAUCAAUUUGUCUUGCCUCUUGCCCAGGAUAGGCAAUAAAUAAUUGAUGAAUGUGUACCAACAUAGUGUUUCCCUGAACGUGAAGGUUUGAGUGCAGUGAAAUUAAAGAAGUAAAACAGCACUAUAACACA
Patiria miniata (bat star) is the source of this 1939-nucleotide messenger RNA. RefSeq lists its product as uncharacterized. Gene Ontology annotation, biological process: DNA integration. Gene Ontology annotation, molecular function: DNA binding. The record is from RefSeq and is a predicted model, not a curated record. NCBI's taxonomy places the organism in Eukaryota, Metazoa, Echinodermata, Asteroidea, Valvatida, Asterinidae. The transcript is spliced from 2 exons. Bases 612 to 1130 code for a protein of 172 amino acids.